Messenger RNA from Physella acuta, 1281 nucleotides. Its product is annotated as aquaporin-11-like. Lineage: Eukaryota; Metazoa; Mollusca; Gastropoda; Physidae. The record is from RefSeq and is a predicted model, not a curated record. Gene Ontology annotation, cellular component: cytoplasm; membrane. Gene Ontology annotation, biological process: transmembrane transport. Gene Ontology annotation, molecular function: channel activity.
UGACCUCCAGCACUCUGGCUAACAUGAACCUACCUGCGUGUGCCGUGCUGCCGUGUGGAGUACACGGGAACACAUUACGUCACCUGUGUUUGGUUGGUGCCUGUGUGUUGCCAAGGUAACCAACUUGCAGAAAUUGGGGUGUUGUUCGUGUUUCGCCAUCUAACAUCAUGUUUGGGGCAGACUGGCGCGCCAUCUGGCGGAUUUCCACCGGCCAUGACCCUGAGAUCGACUUUGUGGAGCCUUAUGUCGCCUCCCUUAUAUUUUUCGCCAUCAACAUGAUGGCUGGCAUCCUCCUACGAGCACUGUCCUCCGUGUUCCUCCCGCCCUCCAUUCGUGGGUACGCCCUUGAUUUUAUCACAACGAUGGAGGCGUGUGCAUAUUUCUUUGAGAACAACUUCGUCUUAAAGUACUACGGCAGCCUGUGGUUCGCCAUCGCCAUCAUCAUCCAGUGUUUCAUCUGUGCCCGUACCGUGGGCGACUCGAGCGAGAACCCCGUCAAGGCCCUACACCAGCUGGUCGCUAAGGAGAUCUCGGUACAGACCGCUUGCCUGAAGGUCCUCGUGCAGAUGGUUGCUGGACUGGCGUCCUACCGCCUCGCCCAGCUCAUCUGGUCACUUGACCUCAUAUCUGACCAUCACGAGCGCUACUACGAGACGUCGUGCGAGAGUGACCUCCACGUGACGCUGCUGAUGGGGUUCCUGUUGGAGCUGGGGGCUAGCCUGUCCGACACGUGGUUCGGCAUGCAGACCGUCUCGGCCACGCCCCUCCUUGAUGAGCUGCUCAAAUACAUCAACGGUGCCACGAUGAUCACUCUAGGUGUAACAACAACCGGCAUGUACUUCAACCCUGCAAUGGCAAGCGGCCACACCGUAGGGUGCCACGGGACUGCAUUAUGGGAGCACGUGUUUGUUUACUGGGCCGGCCCGUUCAUUGGCUGCUUCGUGGCUCUACAGAUCAACAAACUCUUCCACAUUGACGUCACAGCCUCGGAGACUGACAAGGCGGAGCAGAAAAAACACAAAUAAAUAGCUUGACGUCACGUGACGUCACUCGACGUUACAUAGAUACAAGUAGGAAUCCUCUGAUUAGAAAACAAAAUACUGGUACUAGAUGUAGAUCUGGUUAGAAAAAUAAUGCAUUCGAAGUCGUUUCAAAAGGAAACACAAAAAGUCGAAUUUAGCUAUACAAAUAAUGUAUGUAAAUUUUGCCCUGUAAAAUAACCUGAUUUCAUUCCCUGUGUGUUGUGGUGAAAUUGUUAUGAAUUAUUUUCAUAGAUUUGAA